AUGAAGAGCAAGUGGAUAGAACUUGUGGUAGAGAUCACGAUUUUAAUCAUAGGACUUCUUGGAAACGUAUUUGUCCUCAUUAUAGUCCAUAAGAAACAAAGCAGAAAAACAGUUCAUGGAACGUUUGUAGCCAGUCUGGCCAUUGCGGACUUGUUGUUGCUGUGUUUAGACUCGCCUAAAUCCAUUUUAGGUAGGUUUGACGUAACCUCAAGCACGUUCAACUGCAACUUAAGUCUAAGUUUUGUUACAACAGCCUACAAUGCAGGACUUUUUACAAUCACAUCCAUGGCGAUUCAUCGGUGUCACGUUGUUACCCAGCCAUGGAAGAAAAAGCUAGGACAUAAAAGAGGUGCAAUUUGGGUGUCUCUUAUAUGGUUGACUGCUUUUAUUUUCGUCAUUCCACUUAUUGUGGUGAAUAAACCUGUGGAAAAUAGAUGUGAAGAAGACUGGCCUUCAAUUGGCUAUCGCCAAGCAUACACUGCAUUACUAACGACUGUACAAUACAUACUGCCGCUACUUAUAACAGCGACCUGUUACAUACGAAUAUGGCUGUUCUUACGCAGGAGACCUGUUAUGCCACGAAAUAAUAAAAGAGGAAAAAGCCUCGCGACUGAAGAAGAAAGCCACAAAGAGGGUGCAGUGAUACUCAGAAGUGUUGCAGUGAUCGUUUUGUUGUUUUUAACUUGUUUACUGCCAACUCAAAUUGCCUGGAUGUUGCAGGAUUUCAGACAUGUUUCGUACGAUGAGCUGUGGUCUGCAUCAGAAAUCCUGACAAGGUUACAUAGCUGCUUAAAUCCGGUUGUGUACGGUGUCAUGAACAAACAAUAUCGUCGUACCUACAUCGAAUUGUUAUCCUCCAUGUUCUGCUCUUGUCGUUCCUCCAAUCAAUCCUCUUCAAGCCUCAAACUGAUGCCACGACAGCUGUCACUUCGAAGUCACGCGACAAGUAAGACCACCUGUACUGAGUUACAGGCGCGUCCUGUCAGAGAGAGCAACCGGAAACAAAGUGUAGGAAAUUCGACUGCGGUAGAAAAUCCUUUCAAACUCAGUAUCAUAAAGUGA
Molecule: messenger RNA, 1062 nt
Organism: Porites lobata
Lineage: Eukaryota; Metazoa; Cnidaria; Anthozoa; Scleractinia; Poritidae
Source: the annotation of a GenBank genome assembly